UUUUUUUUUUUUUUUGUGUGUGUUUUCACCUUUUCCAUAACCACUACUUCGAUGAUUAAUGGUGUUCGGUAGCGUGCUUGAUUGGACCUGUUUAUGUCUUGAUCACAUACUGGGAUAUUAUUUGCAUUGAACUCCGUGAACCAGGAGGUGGUUUUUGACUUUUUGUUCAUAUGAUUUGGUUUUUGAAGGAUCGAUAUUCUCUUUCGCUACAUUUGUGUUAUCAUUGACACUGCAGCACUACUGCUGUUCUCUUGUUUGGUUACUGAUGAUAUGAAAGGAUUUCUUUUAUUUGCCGUUUCUCAGUUUCAUGAGACUCGUAAAUAAUUAAAUUAAUAGCUUCUCGUAAUUUUAUACCUCCAUAAUAUGUUAUUCACAUUAUGGUGCCGAGCAUUCCUUUUUUUUUUUCUUGGUUAUCUCAUCUACACACAUGAUUGGCAGGUUGAGUAGAUGGUGUAUGUCAUAUAAUAUAGGCUGAGGGAAGUCUAAAGGAAUUUUUUGUUGGACUUGAAUAGAAAAAGAAAACAAAUAUAUUGCUUUCUUGCUAACCUGAAAAAAGAAGUCAUAGCACAUCAAAAUUUUUGGUUACAUCCUGAGUCACACAUGUUAGAGGUUAAAAUGGUGUUUCUGGAUGUGAAGCCGUAGACUGGAGUGGACUGUCAAUGUUUGAAUAUUUAUAUUAUUGCAAAGCAGCAACCACCCAAUGAAUUGAGUUUUUCUUCACGAAGAAACUUUUGAUAAUUAAAAGGUUCUCAUUACUAGAUACUGUCCUUUCUGCUCCUGUGGAACGUCCUCAUCCCCCUAACCCUCCAAUCACCCCAAACAAAAGAACAACCAAAACAUCUGAGACACUUUCUAGGUCGGCUGAUUUCUCUUUGGUCCAUUAAGUUGAUUGAGUUUUCUGUCUAGAGUCUGUCAUCUGGAAAAGAGGCAGAGAAAGAAGUGAUUUAUAUAAUUUAAUCUCUAUCUUGUUGACGUCAUAUUCUCAAAUUCCUUGAUGGGGCAGCUUGCAGGUGGUCCAAUGGAAUUUGAUGAGGAUAACGGGGCUGCUGGAAGUAUUCCUGAAUUUGGUGCAAUCUUUAUGUCAAAUGCCAUGACAAAGAAAGAGUGCUUUAGACGUAGAAUAUUUGCACUACCAUCUUCUAAGGCUGAAUUUGUGAAACAUGUUAAAGCUGGCAUGGUCUUGUUCCUGUUUGAAUUUGAGAAGAGACAGCUGUUUGGGGUUUAUCAGGCUUCUACUGAUGGUGCAAUGGACAUUGUUCCACAUGGAUUUAAAUAUUCAGGAAAGCAUUUUCCUGCGCAGGUUUGUUUCACACCAAUAUGGUACUGUGAUCCACUUCCUGAGAGAGAGUUUCGAGAUGCUAUUAGAGAGAAUUAUUUUUCUGCAAAGAAAUUUAAUUUUGGUCUGUCUGAAGAUCAGGUCCGCAGGCUUCUGUCUUUAUUCAGUUCAAGAAAAUUGAAAAAUAAGAUUCCCUCUUAUCAGCUGGCAGAAGUACUUGUUGGAGCAGCUGGUAAGGACAGAGGACUGGUGGGUGAUGACAGAUUUGCAAGUGAGAGAGAAUACAUAGAACCAACCCAAUAUGACGAGUUUAACUCUGCUGUAUUUUGUGAUUAUCAAUCAAACUCACUGGCUAGAGCCAACGAAGAUGAAGUCUUGAUGGAUGAUGUGGUCAAUACUGAAGGGGAGUUACGUCCUUUUGCUGAGGGAGAUAUUCUGGCUAAAAGGAGAAGAAUAGACAACGAUGUCAGGUUAAUUACAAAUGAUCUGGAAGAAAAUGGCAUAUAUAACCAUGGAAUUCUAAGGCCCUUUCACAUUGAUUCUCCAAAGCAUUCCUCGGAUGAUGAGGUAAGAAGAUUCGCUGAUGUGCGCCGAUUAUUGACAGUUGAGAGGGUACGGAAUGAAGAGCAAGUGGAUAAAGUUUGCAAUCCUGUUCUCUCUCCCGAGUACACGAUGGACCCACUGAAUGUAAGAACCAAUGACGAUGAUAGGGUUAUGCAGAGGAACAGAUUGUUUGGUGAAUAUAACAUCGGUAAUAGUUUUGGGCGGGUGUUUGCAAACGACCACUAUGGAAAGCCUUUGGACAAAAGCAAGCAUCAAGAUGAUCGGUUCUUGUUGGAUCAUCGUAUACAGAGAGGACAAAGUGUUUGUGAUAGUGUUAAACAUAUGUCCUAUAGUGGUGGCAACCUGAAUUUACAAAGGCCAGCAAGAGAAUUGAUAGAUGAUCACCAGUGCUCUAUGAAUUGGAAAUUGAAAAGUAAAAAUCUUUUGAAUUGUGAUCUUAGCCCUGUCAGUGCCUUUGAACACUCUGCCAGGCUUAUGCAUAAAGUAAGAAAUACAACUUCAGUUGGGAUAUUUCCAGUAAGUGACAGAAUCGAGAGUCAACCUGAUUUUGGCACUUCUUCUAUACAAGAUUUCUCUUCCGAGAAUUCUGCACACCUGUUGAACUGUGGUCGAAGGAUUAUUCAAGAGAGGAAGUAUCCGAUUGUGGAAGGGAGAUUAAAUGAAAGUAUGAUGGACAGCAUUCUCUCCUCACCCACCUUAGCUAGGAACACUGGGUAUAUUCCCAUUGUUGAUGGAAGAGUAGUUGAUCAUGGAAGGUUUAGAAAGAUUGAGAGAGUAGACAAUGAAGAGGAUAUUCACACUGUUAUUAAACCUGUCAACUCGAGGGAGUACCCCUCUUUCUCCAAGCAAAAGCAAAGUUUGUCUUCAUUUUCUGAUAAAUUGUUACCAGAAAAUGGGCUCUCUCAGCUAACUGUAACUCGUGAUUUUUACCCCUCUCACUCAAAGUUUGGUGAUGCAACUAUUACCAGAGCUGUCCCUUACAUACCUGAAAAACCCAAUUUCUCUCAGGGAUGCAGAGCAUCCACGGCAAAUAAUAAGAUAUCUAGCUUAGUGCGGGAAAAUCAUCCUCAGCCUGGUUCUCUAGGGAACUUUUACUCCUUGUCUAAUACUGUUUUGCCACCAUAUUUCUUGGAGUCCGAAAAAUUUAGCAGAUCCUUAGAUAUUUCACCUGAAUGUGGAAAUAGAGGUUUAGAAUUAAACACAUCAGGGCACCAAAGUUCCUUGCCUCAUGUACCCACUAGUUCUAUUCUAAACGCUGACUUGUCUAUGCACAUGAAUCUGAAUGCCUCCCCUCCAGGUAACUACCAAGGCUUGUUGUUUCCAAAGUGUUCUUUAACUUCUCUGCAGUCAUCUGAUCGUGGUAAUACCGAAGGAGAAAAGAGGUUCUUCGGUUAUGCCUCCAGAUCAAGUGAAAGUCAUUCUAUAUUUGCUAGGAAUCUUCCUACAGCAUCAGAACGUGUGAUCGAGGAUGUUCCUCGGCAGGAUAUGAACUUUGUGGUUGGUAAAGAUUUAGCUGGCUCUGCAUCAAAAGAUUACAGUGUUGGUGUUUAUCACCCAGAAAGAGAUUUGGCAAGUUAUAAAAGUGAUUGCUUUGGAAACUCUCGCUCUAUGAAUCUUGGGGAGCACCAUGGAAUCUCUAAAGCUCCAGAUUUUAACUCCAAUGUAAAAAGAAGAAGUGUGUUUACUCGGUUGAAUUGCAAACUAGAAUCUCAUGUUGGUGAAGAGAGAAAUGAUAGUCAUUUUAAUGGUCAUGACUGUUAUAUGGAUGCAUCAGCUGAUGAAGUCAUGGAUAUAUUGCAGCAGGUCAAUAAUCCAUCACCGAGGAAUCUCAGAGUAGUUGGAGCAGCUAAACAUGGAGAAAAUGCGAUGGACGAACUGAUCCAGAGUCAUAAUGACAGUAAUCACUCUAGACUGGAGAAGAAAAAGCUGAAUAAUGCAUGUGUAGGUACUGUAGAGAAUAUUGAUGAAAUGCAUAAGGAAACUCGAAUGGUGGAUUUUAAGCGUCGCAGUGAAACAAAGAAAAGCUUUGUUCGAAGUAGUAUCUGUUCAGUUGAAGGGAAUAAGAUUACUGGCAUUAGUGAAGAGGUUGAAAGCUCCAUGAAGAAGACUUUGAAACGCAAAAAAUUGAUCAGACCUGUAUUUAGGAAAGUUGAAUCUUCUAGUGACAUUAAAUGCAGCAACCAAAAUUUACGGCUUCCAGGUCAGGGGGUCCUUAACAAGGAUGAUAAGCAAAGUCGUGACAGAGCCUUCGGUAUAUGUGGAGCUGAGAUGCUCGGUAAUGAUACCAAAUUACGCAAUGUGUUAGCUUCAAGCACUAAUCAAUCCACCGGCUGCAAUACAAAAAAGCAGUCAAAUCCUGAGGAGCAGAAGGAAUUAGAAGCUCACCUCUUGCCAUCCAUAGGCCAUGAGUUCAGAGGACAUAAAACACCCGCUGUAGGUCUUCAAAUCGGUACUUCGCCAGUUCAACUCAAUGAAAAACCUCAGUGUGAGAGUUCUUGUACUCAAACUUCUGAUGAAGGCAUGUUGUGCAAAGAUAAUGAUGCAAUUGUCAGCUGCUUGAACCUGGAGGAGUCAGCAGGCCUCAGACUUGGUGCUGGUUGCAGGAACAACCUUAUAGAGGAGAAAAAGUUCAGCAAGUUGAAAAGUAAAAAGAAAAUUAGAAGAACUAACAAAAAAGGUACAGAGCCUUCUCAGUGAAGGAGAGCUGCAUUUCUUGAGAUGGCUUAGUUUGUUCGUCGCUGGAAGUCUCCUUAUACUCAUCGCAGCUGUUUUUUGUUGCUAAAUAGUUUUUGCCAGUUGAGUGACUGCUGGAAAAAUUUGGCAAUAUGCAAGGCCUGGAGUAAGAUGUAUCUUUUGCUUUUGUCAAAGCUACCAGGCAGGAGAGCUGACUAGGGUUUUAUGAUGGGGCUUUUUCUUGACUAUUGCUUGCGCUGAUUACAGGACAGUUUGUUUUUUGUGGAGAAUAAACUGAAGUAUACGUAUUCAGGAAGCUGUUUUUUUUAGCAGACCCAAACUCCAGUCAACUCUCCUUAGCAUGUAGAUUGCACUAUAACUACUUUAAGCUUUAAGUGUUCUGGUGUUAAUAGAGUUUUGUGUCAACAGCUGACGAAUUGUAUUAGCAGCUGCACAUUUUGUCUUUUGCCUGGCUGUAUGGGUGAUUGCUUCUGAGGCAGCGAGCAAAUCACUUUCGAUCUUGACUGAUUUCUUGAAGAAAUUAUUUUUUGACA
Molecule: messenger RNA, 5067 nt
Organism: Sesamum indicum (sesame)
Lineage: Eukaryota; Viridiplantae; Streptophyta; Magnoliopsida; Lamiales; Pedaliaceae
Product: DCD (Development and Cell Death) domain protein
Source: RefSeq, a predicted model, not a curated record